Molecule: messenger RNA, 939 nt
Organism: Chrysochloris asiatica (Cape golden mole)
Lineage: Eukaryota; Metazoa; Chordata; Mammalia; Afrosoricida; Chrysochloridae
Product: olfactory receptor 14C36-like
Exons: 1
Coding region: 1-939 (312 amino acids)
Biological process (GO): G protein-coupled receptor signaling pathway
Cellular component (GO): membrane
Molecular function (GO): G protein-coupled receptor activity; olfactory receptor activity
Source: RefSeq, a predicted model, not a curated record
AUGCCUAACUCUACCACAGUGACUGAAUUUCUGCUUAUGAGAUUUUCUGAUCUGUGGGAGCUCAGAGUCCUGCAUGCAAUACUAUUCUUACUGAUGUACUCAACAACCUUGAUGGGAAACCUUCUCAUUGCUACAGUAACCACUUUUGACAAGACUCUCCACACCCCCAUGUAUUUCUUCCUUAGGAAUAUGUCUGUCCUGGACAUGUGCUUCAUUUCUGUCACUGUACCCAAGGCAUGUGCCAUAUUCCUGCUUAACAACAGGGAGAUCUCUAUGACUGGCUGUGCAGCUCAGAUCUUCCUUGUGAUUUCAUGUGCUACUGCAGAGCUAUUGUUCCUCACUAUCAUGGCCUAUGACCGUUAUGUGGCCAUCUGUCAUCCCCUUCAUUACCCUGUGAUCAUGAACCCUCGCUUCUGUGUUCAGAUGACACUGUCCUCUAUAUUCAGCAGUCUGAUCUAUGCAGGUGUGCACACAGGUAACACAUUCCGAUUGUCCUUCUGUGAGUCUAAUGUGGUUCAUCAGUUUUUUUGUGACAUACCUUCUUUGUUAAAGCUUUCCUGCUCUGAUAUCUUUAUCAAUGAGGUUACAAUUUUUUUUUCUGCAGUGGCGAUUGUAGGUGGUUGCUUUUUCUGCAUCAUCGUGUCUUAUAUUCACAUAUUUUCUGCUGUGCUCAAGUUUCCAACCAAGGGAGAGAGAAGAAAGGCCUUUUCUACCUGUGUACCUCACAUUCUCGUGGUGACAAUCUUUGUCUGUUCAGUGAAUACUGUGUAUAUAAACCCAACCUCCAACUCUCCUACAAUUCAAGACAUGAUAAUUUCUGUGUUCUAUUCUAUAGUCCCUCCUCUCCUAAACCCUAUAAUCUAUAGUCUUAGAAACAAGCAGAUAAAGGAGGCUGUAAAGGGAAUUAUGAGGAGACUAUUCUGUUCAGAAAAACAAUAA